GGUUUGCGGCAUUUUGCGAAGGGUAUCUCUUCAAUUUCACAGUGGACAGGGAACGAGCAGCAGCAAAUGGCACACAUCUUCAUUGCUAUCUGCACUGGCGCUGUAGAUAAUCGGGUGACAAAGGCGGCAUCAUACCUCCUCAAUUUUAUCCAUUAUUCACAGUACCAGCGUCACACGUCAGAAACACUGGCUUUGAUGCAGCAGGCACUCGAUGGGUUCCAUGAAGUGAAGGACAUUUUUGUCGACUACUUGGUACGCAAGGAGUUCAAUAUUCACUCGCUUCUUCACUACGUGUCCGCAAUCCGAUCUCUUGGGACUGCGGAUGGCUACAACACAGAAUCACCUGAGUGGCUUCAUAUCGAGUAUGCCAAGAAAGCUUAUCACGUGAGCAACAAGAGAGACUAUGAGAUCCAGAUGACGAGAUGGCUUCAGCGUCAGGAUGCUGAAGAUGAGGAAGAGGGAAGCAAUGAUGAUGAGUAUGAGACACUUGCGGAAAUGCUUUGGGUGAGCCAUCUUGAAGACUCUGUCCGUAUUGCCCGCAGAUGUCCACACCCCAACCUACACCUUGCGGACCUGGAACAUGACUACAGUGCUGUUGACUUCCUGCCAGCGCUUUGUACUUUCCUUGUGGAGCACUAUCCUGACAUCAACGUUACCCUGAGCCACUUUGAUGUCUUCAACAUGUACAAGACAGCACUUGUGCCACUCCCCCCCAGUUACCAUUUCCCAGAUAACUCAUCUAGAUAUACAAGAAUCCAUGCUGUGCCAAUCCGUAGGAUGAGAGAUCCAAGGAAGGCAGACACCCCUGCUCACUUCGACACUGUCUUAGCAAUGGAAGAUCGCCGCGAGCGCCAACUGGAUCCUCACGGUAUGCGAGGUCUGCGCAUUGCUGAAGUACGUGUCAUCUUUACUCUACCGCCGGAGCUUGGUGGUGCACACCACCAAGAGCCGCUUGCCUACGUCCAUUGGUACCGCCCGCUUCAGUCCCUUGACCCCGUGACAACUAUGUAUAAGCUUGUGCCUUCGACGCACCAUGCAAGGCCAAACUUGUCGAUCAUUAGGGUGUCUGAUAUUUUGCGUACAUGCCAUCUUGCACCAAAAUAUGGAUCAGCAGCUGUUAGGAGUUCCUGGACCAGUACAAGUGGUUCAGACCUCUUAUUGAACAAGUAUAUUGACUUGCAGAUGUUUGAUAUGCUUUGUCCUCAUGUAUAUACAUAG
This is a messenger RNA of Gloeophyllum trabeum ATCC 11539, 1218 nucleotides long. RefSeq lists its product as uncharacterized. The record is from RefSeq and is a predicted model, not a curated record. The annotation marks the transcript as partial. The transcript has 3 exons. NCBI's taxonomy places the organism in Eukaryota, Fungi, Basidiomycota, Agaricomycetes, Gloeophyllales, Gloeophyllaceae.